Bipolaris zeicola 26-R-13 is the source of this 1284-nucleotide messenger RNA. RefSeq lists its product as uncharacterized. Gene Ontology annotation, cellular component: nucleus. Gene Ontology annotation, biological process: maintenance of RNA location; mRNA splicing, via spliceosome. The record is from RefSeq and is a predicted model, not a curated record. NCBI's taxonomy places the organism in Eukaryota, Fungi, Ascomycota, Dothideomycetes, Pleosporales, Pleosporaceae. Gene Ontology annotation, molecular function: mRNA binding; protein binding. Bases 1 to 1284 code for a protein of 427 amino acids. The transcript has a single exon.
AUGACGAGAGACCUGUCGCCAUACAGCGCGCGGCGACUGCUAACCCAGCAGUCCAAAGAGGACAGAGCGGCAUCGGCGCAGACCAGUAACAGCAGAAAUGAGAGUCCCAGCAGCUUCUCCCGAAAUGGGUCGGAUCACGCAAGGAGAGAGCCUUCAACGGCAUCGGGCCGGCGUUCGAGCAGCAGGUCUCGAACAGAGAAGCCGGGAAAUGCAUCCAAGGACCACGCGCCCAGGAAUCCAGCCAUAGAGUCAGGCGCUAUUCGCAAACGGGAGCCUUCACCUGAGCCAUACAGAAAGCCGCGCGACUCGUCCAGAGAUAGGAGGCGCGAUGGAUCAAAAGAUCGUAAGAGGGAUAGGUCAAAGGAUAGACGGCGAGACCGGUCACGGGAUAGAAGGCGUGAUAGGUCUGGCGACCGGAAGAGAGACCGUUCAAAAGACAGGCGGCGUGAUCGUUCCAGAGACAGACACAGCCGACGAGACCGCUCGCGCUCCAAGGACAAGGAUCAUCGACGGAGGGACAAGUCCCAUGAUGCAAUGCGUUCGCGCUCACGCUCGCCCAUACCUUAUCGCUCGCGCAAGCCGCGCAGUCGUUCGCCUUCUCGGUCGAGGUCGCCGCCACCUAAACGUCGCCGACAUACACGUUCCAAGUCUCGGUCACGUUCACCUCCUCGGCACAAGCGUGAGAAGAAGCCUCUGCCUUCGCAGGAAAUCUCCUUCCGCGGUCUCGACGACUCUGCCCAACCACCAUCGAAAUAUGGGGGUGCCCCGGCAGACAAGGAGAAACCCAACUUCAAACCCACGGGUGCGCUGGCGAAAGCUGCCAACCAGGUAGAAGGCACAAAGAUUUCCCUCAAAUAUCACGAACCAGCCGAGGCACGGAAACCGCCUUCAUCACAGCCAUGGCGCAUGUUUGUCUUCAAGGGGGAUGAUGUGGUGGACACGAUUGAGCUCUGGCAAAAAAGCUGUUGGCUGCUGGGUCGGUCACACGAAGUUGUAGACUAUGUUCUCGAGCACCCUAGUUCAAGCGGACAGCACGCCGUCAUCCAGUUCCGGUAUAUCCAGAAGACGGUUGAAGACGAGUUUGGAGUAAAGAGCACGCGAGGCAAGGUCAAACCCUACAUUAUCGAUUUGGAAAGCAGUAAUGGUACGGAAUUGAACGGUGAAGAUCUUGAAGCGAGCCGGUACUUUGAGCUUCGGGACAAGGACAUAAUCAAGUUUGGCGGAAGUGAGAGAGAGUAUGUCGUCAUGCUGCCACCGGCGGACUCAAAACAAGGAUCCAAGUAA